This is a messenger RNA of Durio zibethinus, 1660 nucleotides long. Its product is annotated as GDSL-like Lipase/Acylhydrolase superfamily protein. The record is from RefSeq and is a predicted model, not a curated record. Lineage: Eukaryota; Viridiplantae; Streptophyta; Magnoliopsida; Malvales; Malvaceae. Gene Ontology annotation, molecular function: hydrolase activity, acting on ester bonds.
CUGUCUUUUUCUAAUCAUGCCAGAAUCCAAGACUUAAACCGUCAGAAAGAUCUCACUUCACAGUUCAUGUCGGUGGCUUUAAACUCUUAAACUCAUACCAGUACAGGCAAUGAAAGUUUUCCUUUAAACUCUUGAAGGGCUUUAGCUUCUGCCAAGGGAGAUGAUGGAGGACUCCUGGAAACUGUUUUAUGUAUUUGGGAUCUUGGUUUUUGGAUUGGCAGCGCAAUGGAAAGCAGUGAAAAGUGAUGUUGGUUCGAUGUCAUGUGGGUUUCCAGCAGUAUACAACUUUGGGGACUCAAAUUCAGACACUGGAGGAAUAUCUGCAGCCUUAAAUGAAAUUCUUCCACCAAAUGGAGAGACGUUCUUUGGACAUCCUGCAGGCAGGGCCUGUGAUGGUCGCCUCAUCAUAGACUUUAUAGCUGAGAAUCUGAAGUUGCCAUACCUUAGUGCAUACCUGGACUCAGUUGGGACAAAUUUCAGGCAUGGUGCUAAUUUUGCAACGGGAGGUUCAUCGGUUAGACCGCCUGGCUAUAGUCCAUUCAAUCUUGGGGUUCAGAUUUCACAGUUCAUUCAAUUUAAAGCUCGCAGCACUGCUCUUUACAAUCAACUUAGCCUCAACAGAAGAAUCCCUUUAACCAUUAGCAAUCUACCAAGGCCUGCAGAAUUCUCACAGGCUCUAUUCACACUUGAUAUUGGACAAAAUGAUCUUUCUUAUGGUUUCCAACACACGACGGAAAAACAAGUUCUAGCAUCUAUUCCUGGUAUCACAGGCCAGUUGUCCCAAGCUAUUCUUGUACUAUACAAGGAAGGGGCAAGGUUCUUUUGGGUACAUAAUACAGGUCCCCUUGGUUGCUUGCCCUAUAGUGUUCUAUAUGACAAGUUAAAGCCUGGUAAUUUAGACAAGAAUGGAUGUGUGAAACUUCACAAUGAGGUGGCUAUGGAGUUUAACAGGCAGCUUAAGGACAAGGUAUCCCGGUUAAGGACACAACUCCCUUUUGCCAAAUUCACAUAUGUUGAUGUCUAUUCAGCCAAAUAUGCGCUCAUUAGCAACGCGAAGAAACUAGGUUUUGUUGAUCCAGCUAAUUUUUGCUGUGGAAGUUUUUAUGGAUACCACAUUAAUUGUGGCAAAAAAGCCACUGUGAAUGGAACAGUUUAUGGCAAUCCUUGCAAUCAUCCAUCAAGGCACGUUAGCUGGGAUGGUAUACAUUACUCUCAGGCAGCCAAUAUGUGGAUUGCACAGCGCAUUCUCAAUGGCUCUUUCUCUGAUCCACCUGUUCCAAUUCAAGAUGCUUGUCAACAUCAAAGAAAAAUGUGAUGAUAAUUAAAGAAAAAUACCAAUCAUGGUAUGUUCGCUGAUCAAAUGACAGUGAAACACUUCAUCAUAAGAGACAUUGUGGUUUCUUCUCACACUAUAAAAAUAUCUUAAGACAACAGUCUUUUCAAUUGAUCAGAAAAAAAAAAAGGUUUAUUAUCUUAGAAGCUACAUAUAUUCAACAAUGUUCUAUCUUCAUGUUUUUUUAAUGCUUAAGCAUUUGCAUGGUAAAGUAAUUAUGAUAUUUUCUAAUAUUAGUUUAUUUAUGGCACUUUAUUAUUGUUAUAUAUUUUUUACGAUGAAGUCUGUAGCUUGGGUUGCGAAUAGGCCAAGUAUCAAGAUUUAAAC